AUGUCGUUUGGUUUCAGAAAAAUGUUCAAGCACUCAAAUUCAGCCAAACAUGAAAGAGACCCAAAAAAAUACAACAGUGAUAACCAAUCUGAUGUAAUAUCUUACUAUUCUUUUGCAACGAAAGACAAUAGUACAAAAGACGAUUAUUCACUCAGUAGCAACAGCGAUAUUGUCUCUUCCAACAACUCCUCAAUUAAAUCUUCUCCAAUCAAAAAAACCUCCAUUUUAACUAAAAACAACCUUACAAAAACCAACACCAACACCAGCAACAGCAAUAACGACUCACUAUUGAAAUUCACCCCAGAUGAAAUGGCUUUACUAAGAAAAACCUGGAAUGAAAAUUUAAUUCCUCCUGUCCAAACUGUCGAUGGCUACUUGAAAAUCACUGAUAAAAACUCAAAGAUAAACUCUUUCUCUCAUGUCUUCACUUCGAUCCAGUUUUGGAAUGAAAUCCAUUCAAAUGCCUUUCUUAUCAACCCUGAUUUAGAUGGCCUCUUACCAUCUGUUAACCACCAGGCUCUUCAUUUCGCUGGCAUCCUAAGAAUGGCCAUCCUAAAUCUUGAAGACUUGUCUGGCUUGAGCGAUUAUCUUGGUGCAAUAGGCAGAAGACAUGGAAUUAUCUUUGGCACUGAACCAAGAUUCUUUCAGGAAUUGGGUAUAGCUGUCUUCAAAUCCCUCUACGAAAGAUUUGGCGAUGCUUUCACCCCAGAAAUUGAAAACCUUUGGAUAGCUUUAUACUCAUUUAUUGCAAAUACAAUGAUUGAAGCAUGUAGUAUCGAUGUCAAAUUAAAUGACGAUGGCUCUUUCUCCCCUACCAAUACCCCCAAAAUCACUAUAAAUAAUACCACUAAUACCAAUAUCAACAACAUCAAAGAUACUCAAGCCAAUAAUUGCAACCCAAACACUGCUGCCAAUAAUUACAGCUACAGCUACAACUACAAUUACAAUUACAACAACAGUGCUAUCAAUAUUAACUCCAGCAAUAAACCAAACCCAACUCGUAUUCUACAUCAUACUCCCAAUCAAAAUCUAAAUAUUACUCACAACAAUAACAGUAUUAGCACCACCAUUGGGAAACACCAUUUAAGGAGAAAUAUCAGCGAAAAAGACAACGAAAAAUAUGCCAUUGAGCAUCUGAAAGUUGAUUCAAUAUUUACAAAAAAAAGAGAAUCAUUUCUUACAAAACAUGAAAGAAGAAAAGCUGAAAGAGAAGCAGCUCUUAAUGAAAGACUUGAAAAAUCUUCAGUUAAUAAACUUUCUUUUUACUGAUUCAUUUUUAUUUUUUAUUUUUUAUUUUUUUAUUUUUUUU
This is a messenger RNA of Ascoidea rubescens DSM 1968, 1309 nucleotides long. RefSeq lists its product as uncharacterized. The transcript is spliced from 2 exons. Gene Ontology annotation, cellular component: intracellular anatomical structure. Gene Ontology annotation, molecular function: heme binding; oxygen binding; FAD binding. Gene Ontology annotation, biological process: nitric oxide catabolic process; cellular response to nitrosative stress. NCBI's taxonomy places the organism in Eukaryota, Fungi, Ascomycota, Saccharomycetes, Ascoideales, Ascoideaceae. The record is from RefSeq and is a predicted model, not a curated record. The coding region runs from base 1 to 1269 and encodes 422 amino acids.